ACGUUUCGGUUUGACAGUUUCAGUUUUAUUAUUAUCUCUCGAUUUUAUUAAUUACUAGAAAGUAAAUUAAAAUCUUAGCUUAGUAUUGAUGUAAUAUUUAGGUUGUAGUUAGACGAAUUAUAUUUUUGUGAAUCAGCACCUUUGAAUAAAGGUGUUCUGAUUAAAAUAUUUUUGACAUUUGGAUGUCGUGAGAUGCUCAUAUGAUAUUAAAAUCUAUAAUAUUUAGAUUAGUUCUAUAGCGAAGUAAAGAUGAGCGCAGGCGGAGGACAGGCUGUAAAUAAUGCACCACCCGGAGUAAACAAUGAGAAUAACGUUAAUCAUGUGCAUGUUGGACCAAUGCUCCAACCUCCACCAAAUAAUCGUAGGUUUCAGAAUCAGAACCCAUUAUUCAGCGUGAGAGAGAGGUUGUUCCAUGCACUGUUUUUUAAGUUUGCUGUAGCUUAUGCUCGAACAUUUCCGAGGCCUGUGCGGAGAUUCUUUGAAUUCCUUGUGCUGUUAAAAGCGCUAGUCGCUUUCUUUGUUCUUGCAUACAUCCACAUAGCAUUCUCUAGAACGCCUACAACAUGCUUGAAUCAUGUGAAAGACUCGUGGCCUAGAGAUGGUAUAUUACGAGUGGAAAUCUUGAGAAACCCCUCCGAGGACUAUACCAUUGAACAGAGCUAUGCAAAGGAACGAAGGUUGAAAAAAGACAAAGAAGAAAUUACUACUAUGCUUGGAAUGUUAACAACUGAAGGAUUCAUCACGAUUGAGUCGUCUGCUGAUGAAGACACCAAUGAAGAUGAAUACAUAAGAGAUGGCACAGAUUACGGCAAUAUUACACGUGUUCACGAAGAAGGUCAAGACGACACAGAAAGCAGACAAGUGAUCGAAACUUCUUACAUAAACACAGGCCCGGAUCUCAUAUCGACUGAUGAUACUGUUGAUUUGAAUGCCACAAUUGUUGCAACGGAAGACUUGGAGCAGCCAUCUUCUUCCAUAUGGGAAGGCUUUAUGAGCUUUGUAGAUGAAAUAGAAGGGAAAAAAUAUAUGAAGACAAGUCUUGAAGUUCCUGCUGCAAAUGAAUCUUCAAAAGAUGAAGAUUACAUUCUGGAAUAUUCCCUGGAAUACGGGUUCCUACGUCUAUCGCCUAGUGCCAGACUAAGACUGAAGAUCCCAGUCAAAAUCGUUACGUUAGAUCCUCAAGAGGACAAAUGCUUCGGCGAUACGUUCUCGCGGUUCGUGCUUGACGAGUUUCUGGGAUACGACGACUUGCUGAUGGCUUCUAUAAAGACUUUGGCUGAGAAUGAGGAUAACAAAGGGUAUUUGAGGAACGUGAUCACCGGGGAGCACUACCGCUUUGUGUCCAUGCUGACCGCACGCAGCUCAUACGUAGCAGCUUUCUUCAUCAUGCUCGUCUUUACUGUCUCAAUCUCUAUGUUGCUGCGCUACGCCCAUCACCAGAUUUUCGUGUUCAUUGUGGAUUUGCUGCAAAUGCUAGAGUUUAACGUCACCGUGACGUUCCCGGCGGCACCGCUACUCACCGUCAUACUGGCGCUCGUUGGUAUGGAAGCCAUCAUGUCGGAGUUUUUCAACGACACCACGACGGCUUUCUACAUCAUCCUCAUCGUGUGGAUCGCGGACCAGUACGACGCGAUCUGCUGUCACACUGCAAUUGCUAAGAGACAUUGGCUGAGAUUCUUUUACCUCUACCACUUUUCGUUCUACGCAUACCACUACCGCUUCAACGGGCAGUACAGCAGCCUGGCGCUGGUCACCUCAUGGCUGUUUAUACAGCACUCCAUGCUGUACUUCUUCCAUCACUACGAGCUCCCGGUGAUACUACAGCAGGCCCAACUACAGCACCUGUUACUGAGGACGCAUCGAGGCAUGGGUAUGAUGGGUCUCGCCAAUAUUGCCGCUCUCGCCAGCGGAGCGGCAUACCACGACGCACCGGGUGGCACGGGCACUGGCACGCAAGCCACACCCCCCACAACCCAGUCCACUACCCAAACUGUUCAAAACACCGUCCAGUCUACUACGCAAACGUCACCAUCUGUCUCCACAGCUCAAACUAACACCACUCAUACAGGUGACGUCAUAUCAUCCAGAUCAACCUCGACUGAAACUGUCGCAGCAGGCACAAACACAAUUUCGUCCGUCGAAAGCGAUGACGCGCCUGCUGCUCCUACGAUAGAUAGCAGAAGCGACAAACACGUUGCAGCAGUCGGUCAAGUUAUCAGAAUCGAAGAAAUCGCAACAUUAACAAACCCGAAGGCGAUCAGAGAGGGUUCUACCGGCCAUUCCACUAGUGUCGGCCUUGAGAAUGAGCAGGUCCAUUCCUCAAGUGCUGCUCAGGCCGUGAAUGUAAGUCCAGUUGAGACCCUGGACCGCAGACGGAACAAAGGCGUCGGCACAGACCAGGGUGAUCCCCCCUUACUGCCAGAGCCGUCGGACUCUAGCAGAAUCGCUCCCAGAGCCUCGCCCGAGGCCGACGACUUAGAUUAACAUACAGUACUUCUAAUCAAUAGUUGCAUUCAAUAUCUAUGUAUUUUCGAACUUUUGCAGCUUAUGUGAAAAGUUAUGACGCGUUAGAGUGAAAUAUUCUAUAAUAGAUACUUAAAACAUGGACUUAUCUAGUUAAGGAAGAUUUGUCGUUAACGUAAGAUGGUGGAAUCGUCACAAUGAAGAAUUAUACAAAGUGAUUUAUGUUCCGUACGAGUUAUUUUGUAGAUAACUUAUUUCUGAAAGGUGAUUGUAGUGUUUAAGACUAUUACUAUGCUGCCAUUGUAACAGCAAUAUGUAAAUAUUUAUGUAACAAUAAAUAAAUAAUAGAAUCUUAAAUUGUGUUACAUAGAGUUUGUAAUAUGUUAUUUUCAUAUGCUUUGAGCGCAGACGUGGCAGACUCUUCAGUGAUUUAGUUUAUUGCAAUAAAAUAUUUUUGUUCA
Messenger RNA from Ostrinia furnacalis (Asian corn borer), 2924 nucleotides. RefSeq lists its product as uncharacterized. The record is from RefSeq and is a predicted model, not a curated record. Gene Ontology annotation, cellular component: endoplasmic reticulum. Gene Ontology annotation, biological process: positive regulation of ERAD pathway; response to endoplasmic reticulum stress. Lineage: Eukaryota; Metazoa; Arthropoda; Insecta; Lepidoptera; Crambidae. The coding region runs from base 250 to 2484 and encodes 744 amino acids. The transcript is spliced from 11 exons.